CCUCACCUGCCGCCCGGGAGGGGGCGGGCAUUGUUCACCGCUACCGCCGAGCCGGGCCAUGGGGGCCGCUCGGCACCCCGGGCCGGGCCUGGCGAGACCGCUGCGUCGCCGCUGAGAGGGUCCCGCACGCAGCCUGGCGGUGCAGGUGAGGCCGGCCGCGCCAUGGUGGAUCCAGUGGGCUUCGCCGAGGCGUGGAAGGCGCAAUUCCCGGACUCUGAGCCGCCGCGUAUGGAGCUGCGCUCGGUAGGUGACAUCGAGCAAGAGUUGGAGCGCUGUAAGGCCUCUAUCCGGCGCCUGGAGCAGGAGGUGAACCAGGAGCGCUUCCGCAUGAUAUACCUGCAGACACUGCUGGCCAAGGAGAAGAAGAGCUAUGACCGGCAGCGCUGGGGCUUUCGGCGCGCCGCGCAGCCCCCUGACGGCGCAGCUGAAGCCCGAGCGCCCGCGUUGCGCCCGGCGCCGGCGCCCGCCGACAGCGCGGAUCCGCCUCUAGCCGAGGAGUCCGAGGCCCGGCCCGACGGAGAAGGAUCCCCAGGUAAGGCUCGGCCUGCGACUGCCCGCAAGCCUGGAACCGCCACUUCCGCCGACCGGGAUGAGCGGGGACCCCCCACCAGUGUGGCGGCGCUUAGGUCCAACUUCGAAAGGAUUCGCAAGGGUCCUGGGGCUGCGGACACUGAGAAGCCCUUCUACGUGAAUGUCGAAUUUCACCACGAGCGCGGCUUGGUGAAGGUCAACGACAAAGAGGUGUCUGACAGGAUCAGUUCUCUGGGCAGCCAGGCCAUGCAAAUGGAGCGCAAGAAGUCCCAGCAAGGUGCGGGGCCGGGUCUGGGGGAUGCACCCAGGCCCCAUUACCGCGGGCGCUCCUCAGAGAGCAGCUGUGGCCUCGACGGCGACUACGAAGAUGCAGAGUUGAACCCUCGGUUCCUGAAGGACAACCUAAUCAACGCCAAUGGCGGCGGCAGACCCCCUUGGCCGCCCUUGGAGUAUCAACCCUACCAGAGUAUCUACGUCGGGGGCAUGAUGGUGGAAGGGGAGGGUAAGGGUCCGCUUCUACGCAGCCAGAGCACCUCAGAGCAGGAGAAGCGCCUCACCUGGCCCCGCAGGUCCUACUCCCCCCGGAGUUUCGAGGACAGUGGAGGUGGCUACACUCCGGACUGCAGCUCCAAUGAGAACCUGACCUCCAGUGAAGAGGACUUCUCCUCUGGCCAGUCAAGCCGGGUGUCUCCAAGCCCCACCACUUACCGCAUGUUCCGAGACAAGAGCCGCUCACCCUCGCAGAACUCGCAGCAGUCUUUUGACAGCAGCAGCCCCCCGACACCUCAGUGCCAGAAACGGCACCGGCAGUGCCAGGUGGUGGUGUCUGAGGCAACCAUUGUGGGUGUCCGCAAGACUGGGCAGAUUUGGCCCAGCGAUGGGGACAACACCUUCCAUGGAGAUACAGAUGCCUCAUUUGGAACAUCACCUGGGUACAGCUGUGCCGCAGACCGAGCUGAGGAGCAGCGCAGGCACCAAGAUGGGCUGCCCUACAUCGAUGACUCACCCUCCUCCUCUCCCCACCUCAGCAGCAAGGGCAGGGGCAGCCGGGACACUCUGGCCUCAGGAGCCCUGGAGCCCACCAAAGCGAGUGAACUGGACUUGGAAAAGGGCCUGGAGAUGAGAAAAUGGGUCCUGUCUGGAAUCCUGGCUAGUGAGGAGACUUACCUGAGCCAUCUGGAGGCACUUCUACUGCCCAUGAAGCCUUUGAAAGCUGCUGCCACCACCUCUCAGCCUGUGCUGACCAGCCAGCAGAUCGAGACCAUCUUCUUCAAAGUGCCUGAGCUCUAUGAAAUCCACAAGGAGUUCUAUGAUGGGCUCUUCCCCCGAGUGCAGCAGUGGAGCCACCAGCAGCGGGUGGGCGACCUCUUCCAGAAACUGGCCAGCCAGUUGGGUGUGUACCGAGCCUUUGUGGACAAUUAUGGGGUUGCCAUGGAAACAGCAGAAAAGUGCUGUCAGGCCAACGCUCAGUUUGCAGAAAUCUCUGAGAACCUGAGAGCCAGAAGCAACAGGGAUGCCAAGGACCAAGCCACCAAGAAUUCUUUGGAAACCCUGCUCUACAAGCCUGUGGACCGGGUGACAAGAAGCACGCUGGUCCUUCACGACUUGCUGAAGCACACCCCUUCCAGCCACCCAGAUCAUUCCCUGCUGCAGGAUGCCCUUCGCAUCUCACAGAACUUCCUGUCCAGCAUCAAUGAAGAGAUCACACCCCGACGACAGUCCAUGACAGUGAAGAAGGGAGAGCACCGGCAGCUGCUGAAGGACAGCUUCAUGGUGGAGUUGGUAGAGGGCGCCCGCAAGCUGCGCCACGUCUUCCUGUUCACCGACCUGCUCCUCUGCACCAAGCUCAAGAAGCAGAGUGGAGGAAAAACCCAGCAGUAUGACUGCAAAUGGUACAUUCCGCUCACGGAUCUCAGCUUCCAGAUGGUGGACGAAUCAGAAGCGGCACCCAACAUCCCACUGGUGCCAGAUGAGGAGCUGGAUGCAUUGAAGAUUAAGAUCUCCCAGAUCAAGAGUGACAUCCAGAGAGAGAAGAGGGCAAACAAAGGCAGCAAAGCUAUGGAGAGGCUGAAGAAGAAGCUGUCAGAGCAGGAGUCGCUGCUGCUGCUCAUGUCUCCCAGCAUGGCCUUCAGGGUACACAGCCGCAAUGGCAAGAGUUAUACAUUCCUGAUUUCCUCUGACUAUGAACGAGCUGAGUGGAGGGAGAACAUCCGGGAACAGCAGAAGAAGUGUUUCAAAAGCUUCUCUUUGACAUCUGUGGAGCUGCAGAUGCUGACCAACUCGUGUGUUAAACUUCAAACCGUCCACCACAUUCCACUGACCAUCAACAAAGAAGAUGAUGAAUCUCCUGGGCUCUACGGGUUCCUGAAUGUCAUUGUCCACUCAGCUACUGGGUUUAAGCAGAGUUCAAAUCUGUACUGUACCUUGGAGGUGGAUUCCUUUGGGUAUUUUGUGAAUAAAGCAAAGACGCGUGUCUACAGGGAUACAACCGAGCCAAACUGGAAUGAGGAGUUUGAGAUAGAGCUGGAAGGUUCCCAGACCCUGCGGAUACUGUGCUACGAAAAGUGUUACAACAAAACAAAGAUUGCCAAAGAAGACGGCGAGAGCACAGACCGGCUCAUGGGGAAAGGCCAAGUCCAGCUGGACCCCCAGGCCCUGCAGGACAGAGACUGGCAGCGGACUGUCAUCGCCAUGAAUGGGAUUGAAGUGAAACUUUCUGUCAAGUUCACAAGCAGGGAAUUCAGCUUGAAGAGAAUGCCGUCCCGCAAACAAACAGGGGUGUUUGGAGUCAAGAUUGCCGUGGUCACCAAGAGAGAGAGGUCCAAAGUGCCCUACAUCGUGCGCCAGUGUGUGGAGGAGAUUGAACGCCGGGGCAUGGAGGAGGUGGGCAUCUACCGUGUGUCUGGAGUGGCCACAGAUAUCCAGGCGCUGAAGGCAGCCUUUGACGUCAAUAACAAGGAUGUAUCAGUGAUGAUGAGUGAAAUGGAUGUGAAUGCCAUCGCAGGCACGCUGAAGCUUUAUUUCCGUGAGCUGCCUGAGCCCCUCUUCACUGAUGAAUUCUACCCCAACUUUGCUGAGGGCAUUGCUCUUUCAGAUCCUGUUGCAAAGGAGAGCUGCAUGCUCAAUUUGCUGCUGUCCCUCCCAGAAGCCAACCUGCUGACAUUCCUCUUCCUUCUAGACCACCUGAAAAGAGUGGCUGAAAAGGAGACCGUGAACAAGAUGUCCCUGCACAACCUCGCUACAGUGUUUGGUCCUACACUGCUCCGGCCCUCAGAGAAAGAGAGCAAGCUCCCUGCCAACCCCAGCCAGCCCAUUACCAUGACUGACAGCUGGUCCUUGGAGGUCAUGUCCCAGGUCCAGGUGCUGUUGUACUUCCUGCAGCUGGAGGCCAUACCUGCCCCAGACAGUAAGAGACAGAGCAUCUUAUUUUCCACUGAAGUCUAAAGGCCCAACAUCAUCUCAAGAAGCCAACAGAACAGCCUGGGAACCUGUGGUGAAACGGGCCAUCUGAAGAGUGGGAACCGAACCUUCAUGAGGUGUAACUGGGCCAUUCCCAAGAGCCAGGCCAUCUGCCAAGAGAUAGUACCCAAAGUAGAAGGCCAGGUGGCUGGCACAGAUCCCCGUUGGUCUGCAAACACGUCUGGCCUUGGACUGUGGUUUUUCCGUGCCGCCACCAGAGGGCGCCCCAAGCUAGCACGUCUUGGCGUGCAGGCCUGGCUCCAGGGAGAGAAGGCGGAGUGGUUUUUAUGAACUUAAUUUAUCAGAGUUUAAAAGAUUUCUACUGGAUCACUUGUCAAGAUGCACCCUCUCCAGGGAGAAGGGAACACCACCAGAUUCCUUCAUUAUUGUGUCUUGAAUAAACACUGCUGCUGCUUUAUACUGUGGGGGCCACAGCCCUGUCCCUGUAUGGGUAGGGGCGUUUCGAUUUCCCUAACUUAGACUCCAUUUGUAACAGGACUUGAGAAGCUAAUUCAACACUGUGUAGUGUCAUGCCUCCAUUCACUCCCUGCUUCUUUUUCUUUGUAGAAGGAUUUCUGUCCAGAAAUGGGUCAGCUUUCUGCUCUUUCCUGUUGCUUUAUUUUUUGCUAUUUGUGCAUUCCUCUGAAGGCAGUCCACCUGCAGCCAUGAAAUGUGCAGGGACCAGACACUGGGGGAGGGAGGUCCAGGCCACACACCUUAUGAUUCCUUCUCCAGGGAGAGUGACCAUGCCUACCUAUCCUGACCGCCCACCUGGCUCUCACUCUCCUUUUCAGUUUAAAAGGGCCCUGAUUUCUCUGGCUUCACUGUCUGCACUCUCAACCUCUACACAGAUGGCUUCAUUUCCUGGCUCAACUGAACAGACUCAGUUAACUUUUGUAAAAAUUUCUUCUCAGCAGCAGCAGCUGGCUGGUAGCUUGUUUUAAAACUUUGAUCCAAAAUAGCUUUUUGAUACUUGAAUAUUUUUAAGUUUUAUACAUAGUUUCUAAUUUUUUUCCUACCAGAUUCAGAUACCUAAUAAGAUAUUAGAAUGUACUCCGUGGACAGUCUGUGUCCCGGCAGCAUUUUGUCUUCCUCUAAGCUCUAGUUCCAUUUUCUUAUUCUGACAUCUCAAGCAUAUCAGGAUAUGAUGGGUUAGGAAAAGGCCAAGCAUGGGAUGGGGGUUCCCAUCCCAAAGUAGGUGGGAGGAAAGGCCUGCCUGCUGCACUCCCUCCUCAUGUUCCCUGCAUCUUUGCAGAAGGAGCCUGAACAGCUCUCUAACUCUCCCUGAGCAUCAGGCUUAGAGAAAAGAGAAUCCGGGAGGCCAUGAACUUGUUUGAAGAAGGUAAACCCAUGAACAGUUUGUAUCACUUUUUUAAAAGUGGGGCUGAAAGGAAACAGAGGUCCAGUUUCUAUGCUGCUCUUGCAGGAGAAGGGGAUGCUGCUAAUCAGAGGAGGGAAACGGCAUGACUCAGGAAAAUGUCUGUUGGUUGUCACAAGAGGACAUUAAUACCAGUAGGACACUGUCCCAUUACCCUUCCCACAUCUGGGGAGGGGAAAGGUGUUGAUGAGCAAAUCCUGCCAAGCCCACUACAUGAGGGAGACCCCUGACACCAGGGGCGAUGCGUCUCCUACUGUUUCCUCUGCUUCUGAACCUGCCAAAGCAGAGGGCAGAAAACAAAGUCACUUAAAGUUUCUCGACUAUACAAUGUUUAGUUGUGCUUUUUUUUUUCUCACAGAGAGCAGAGCCGCCUUCCCGGGUGGUGUGGACAAAAUCAGCCUCUGUCUCAGCACAUUUCUGGACCCAGUGGGCUCCUCUGACCUGGCUGCCCAUCCCCAUCCCUCUCAGCUACCCUCCAGCCCUGCAAGGGAGACAGGUUUUGCUUAAAAAAAGCCAAACCCAGCCCUUGUGUCUACCUACUCCCUCUGGUGUCUCAUGAUUUGCAUCUGUCGCCUUGAAACUGGAAAGCAAUAUAUCGUCUGUGCCAAUUCUCUUUCCUUCACCAGAUUCCUUCCUCUUUAUACUUUUUAUUUAUAUAGGAUGUGUGCUGUUUAACAAUGGAAUGACCACUCUUUCUCGUGUAGUUGUAAAAGUGCUCCCCCACGGCCAGGCCACAAGAGCCUUGGUGGUUUGAGAGCCGGAACUGCCUCCAUUACUCUAUCUCAUGCCUCACAGGCCUGUGGGCUGGCUGGCUAAGCCAGUGUG
This is a messenger RNA of Urocitellus parryii (Arctic ground squirrel), 6193 nucleotides long. It is a transcript of the gene Bcr, whose product is annotated as BCR activator of RhoGEF and GTPase. NCBI's taxonomy places the organism in Eukaryota, Metazoa, Chordata, Mammalia, Rodentia, Sciuridae. Gene Ontology annotation, cellular component: membrane. Gene Ontology annotation, biological process: positive regulation of GTPase activity; protein phosphorylation; intracellular signal transduction. Gene Ontology annotation, molecular function: guanyl-nucleotide exchange factor activity; GTPase activator activity; protein serine/threonine kinase activity. The record is from RefSeq and is a predicted model, not a curated record.